This is a messenger RNA of Scophthalmus maximus (turbot), 2849 nucleotides long. It is a transcript of the gene apbb1ip, whose product is annotated as amyloid beta (A4) precursor protein-binding, family B, member 1 interacting protein. The record is from RefSeq and is a predicted model, not a curated record. Gene Ontology annotation, cellular component: cytosol; plasma membrane. Lineage: Eukaryota; Metazoa; Chordata; Actinopteri; Pleuronectiformes; Scophthalmidae. The transcript has 14 exons. Gene Ontology annotation, biological process: signal transduction. Bases 293 to 2530 code for a protein of 745 amino acids.
CUCCACCACCUGCUCAAGCGGUUGUCAAUCACCGCCAUCGCCUUGAUUGGAGCGCGUGGCGAGCCCCUCUCUCUCCCCCCGCCGGCGAGUCGGACACAGUUGUCGUUCUGCGGUGCAGAUAUGCAGCACCGUCAAAGGGGGGAGGGCUGCCCCCGACAGGACUGUUGUGAAAGUGUCGAGCCCUGCGCUGCAAGAAUGCAGUGACAGGUCUGGGCCUGAACUUCCGCAUUGAGCAGGAAGAAAUGAACAGUCAGAGGAGCAGAUACGACCCAGGCCAACACACACCCUGCGUAUGACUGUUGUUGUCUUUUUGGUUUUGUUUUUGCUGAGUUCCAUUUCGAGAGGGCGAUAUCCUUCAGGAGGAGCUGACGUCCACGAAAGCUGCAAUUUAACGCGUCGAAGCGAGGAUUUUGAAAUCUCAGAAAAGAUGGAUGACAUUGACGCCAUGUUCAGUGACCUGCUGGGGGAGAUGGACCUCCUCACUCAGAGCCUCGAACAGGAGACAGCAGCUCCCACGUCCCUCCCCACCACCACCACCACCACCACCAACAACAACAAGGAAGUCAACUUCUCCAUCUUCACGGACCUGAAUGAGUCCCUCCACGAACUGGAGGACACCGACUUGGACGCGCUCAUGGCCGAUUUGGUCGCCGACCUCAAUGCGACCGAAGAGAAACUGGCCGCAGAGAUACAAGGUCUGAAGGUGCCGUCGCCGCCGCCGCCGGACCUGCCGCCGCCGCCCAAAGGCCUGAGCGCCCACCACCCUGCCUCACCAGCAUCACCGGCGGGCAGCACGGGCAGCAACGUCAGCACCCCGGCCUCCUCCUCCGCCUCCUCACCUUUGCCACCUCCGCCUCCUCAGUCCACAAAGCCGACAAAGGAGGAGAUCGAGGCUCAGAUGAAGGCGGACAAAAUCAAGCUGGCCCUCGAGAAGCUCAAGGAAGCUAAAGUGAAAAAGUUGGUGGUGAAGGUGCUGCUGAACGACGGCAGCUCCAAAACGCUGAUGGUGGACGAGAGGCAGAACGUCAGGGAGGUUCUGGACAACCUGUUCGAGAAGACCCACUGCGACUGCAACGUGGACUGGAGCCUGUGCGAGACCAACCCCGAACUGCAACUUGAACGGGCAUUCGAAGACCACGAGAACCUGGUGGAGCCGCUCCUGGCGUGGACGCGGGACAGCGAGAACAAAAUCCUCUUCAAGGAGCGCGGGGAAAAAUACGAGGUUUUCAAAAACCCACAGACCUUUUAUCUGUGGAAAAAGGAUAACAAAGCUCUCAAAGCCAUAAAAGACAAAGACAAGGAGAUAUUGAUAAAGGAGAACUUCUGCGGGACGUCCGCCAUCGUGCCCGACCUCGAGGCGGUGCUGCACCUCAAAGAGGACGGCAAGAAGUCCUGGAGGCAGCGGCUGUUCCAGCUGAGGGCCUCGGGAAUUUACUACGUGCCCAAGGGGAAGACAAAGUCGUCCCGUGACCUCGUCUGCUUUCUCCAGUUCGACAACGUCAACGUCUACUACGGCAAAGACUUCAAGGGCAAAUACAAGGCGCCGACGGACUUCUGCUUUCUGCUGAAGCAUCCUCAGAUCCAGAAGGACUCUCAGUACAUCAAGUACCUGUGCUGCGAUGACGCUUGCACCAUGAAUCUGUGGGUGACCGGCAUCCGGAUCGCAAAGUACGGCGCGUCGUUGUACGAGAACUUCAAAACGGCAGAGAAGAGGGCGGCCGUCAGCUCCGUGUGGACGAACCGCAGCGCUCCGUCCUGCUCCAACCCGUCGACGCCCUCGCCCACCAUCAAAGCCAAAUCACCGAGCCACGCAAACGGUCACGCUCAGAAACCCCAACCAGGACCCACAUCUACGGACGUCGGCGGAGUCCCACCUCCACCUCCACCUCCACCUCCUCCACCUCUACCCUCCACCUCUACCUUCCCCCCAUCACCUCCGGAGCCAGUGUUCGCUCCUCCGCCGCCUCCUUUGGCUGCCAAGAGCUCCCCGAAACCUGCCUUCCCCCAGCAACACCCGCCGCCCAACUUCCCUCUGCCUCCUCCGCCUGCGAUGGACUUCCCUCCUCCGCCCCCGCUUCCGCCCAUCGCCGACCACUCGGAGGCCCCUCCGGACUUCCUCCCGCCCCCUCCUCCGUCCUUUGGCUCGCUGUCACCUCUUCCGCCGCUGCCGGGGAAAUCUCUACCGCCGCCACCACCUCCUUGUUUCAGGCGUAUGGACCAGUCUCUGCCACCUCCUCCACCUGACCCAGGGUUUUUACCGCCUCCUCCACCUCAGCCGAUGUUCACAGGCGCCGGGGCGCCACCUCCUCCGCCCCCGCCGCCUCCUCCUCCACCACCUGCUCCUACCGCCGCCCCGAGUGCGGCAGUGCGGCCCUCUGGUUCGGUGAGGAAGAUGCCUCCUCCUCCGCCAAAGAGGACUACACCGACGCUGCCUGCAGGAGGAGGAGGUGGAGGAGGUGGAGAAGGUGGAGGCGGGGACUUCAUGUCAGAACUGAUGAAAGCGAUGCAGAAGAAACGUAGCGUUCCUUAGCCUGAGCGAACCUGAACUCUGCCCACGCAAAAAAACAACUACAGCCUUAAUCAGCCGUUUAUCAUCAUCUCACCAACACAUUCAUCCAUCUUCCUUUUCCUGAAGUGCUUAACCCAAACCUUGGGGUGAUUUUUUUUGUAAAGAUCAGUUUCAUAAAGUCUUUGAAAAACUUGCAGACAAAAAUGACUUAAUGUUUUCAUCUUAGUUCAAAGACUUUUAUUUCUUUUUUUUUAAAUAGAAUUGUAUAUAUUGUCAUGUUUACCUGGGAGUAUACUGUGUUCCCAGCUUUUGUCACCUUAAUAAAAAUCUCCUGAAUAAA